CCUUCGCCUUCUGGAACACCAUCCCCAAUUGCUCCGUCCUCGAGCGCCAAGGGCUCCUCUGAUGCUGCCGAUGAUCAAUCUCAUGAUCACGCUGAAGCCCUGCGUAGGUAUGCAAUGGUGGAUGCCCGACUACGUCGGCUUUGCGAGAAGAAACCAAGUGGCAAACUCAAUGUGCCACAGGACAUCCACAACAUGUGGUUGGCCGGGGGGCAUUCUCGGGACAAUCUCCGAGCUCUCUUGGAGAAGUUUGAGUUCGACAAGGGGAAGUUCAUCAGUGAAGUCACGGUCAUGAUCGAAAAGCGCCGAGAAAAUUCUGAGAAGGUGAAGUCCGGCUGGUUUACACCCGAUCAAAUGCGCACUGAACUGAAGUGGGUGUCGAGCUACAUCAAGGACGCGGUGGCCUAUUGUAAAAAGCAUGGCUUGGUGAAGAACGACAAGUACAGCAACAAGGUCUACAAAUACUUUGUUGAGUAUUCCGACACGGCGACUCUCAAGAAGUCAUACAUCGAGACUGAGAAGCAAAGCAGCACCCGUGAGGGGGAGGAAGUCAAGCUUGGAGGUGGCUUUCUUGAGCGGCCCGAAGAACCAGAGACCGCCCCUGAUGAGUCUGAACGACACCAAGCCCUAUCAGCGCAGGAAGAGGAGCUGCUGGUGGAGCAGAAAUUUGAGGAUGGUAUGUUGGCAAAGAUGAGCAAAAUCACUGAUUUGAUUGCCCGACUUGAGGGGCUGUCAAAGAGCUCUCCAGAGGACUCAGCCCGCUGCACUAAGCUGGUGCAGGCCUUGGAGGCAAAGAUUCAGGCUGCGCAAGCUGCCUUCGAUACCUUCGUUGAGUGCCGAUCGCAAGUCAUUGCAAUGGACAAUAUUGCAUGUGCUUGUGGUGUUUGUUUCUUUGAUUCUCAUCGCCCUGACAUCCUCACCUCCUGGUUCCCCUGGGCUGAGGGCAUCCGCGCUGGUCCAGAACCUGAGCUUCAUGGCUUCGCCCGCAUGGUGGGCAACGGUGUCUCUUGCCGGGAUGCUAUACGCCAAGCACGAGUGACCCGCAAUCCCUCUAAGGGACUGCAAAGGCUUGCAGCAGUGCCACUGAAGAAAUCUGAGACUGGUGCACAUCAAACUUUUAAAGCUUUUGGCCAGUCGCUGGAUCUCAAGAUUUCAAGAGUUGAUUUGGUGAGCAAGAGCCGGUUUCCAUACGUGUCUUUGUCAGACUGGUUGAAGUAUGUGGUGGAGAAUGACUCCUUAGAGCAAAUUGUUGGGGUCAAGGAUCUUCAAGACAUGCAGCCGCUUUUGACUACGUUUUGGUCCCGCUUCCGCUUCAGUCACCCGCAUCACAAGAUGUAUGAUCCACUGGAGUCAGGUGCGCCGCAGCACCACAGCAUGACGAUCCCCAUCGUCAUGCAUGGAGACGAGGGGCGUGGCAGGAAGAAAAAACAAAUUACGAUACUCUCGUGGAUGGGCUUGCUGGGAAGAGGGUCCAGUCGGUGCAGUGGGAGUGGCAGCUCAGGGGAUCCAGAGCCUGUCUGUUCCUUGAAUUUGCUAGGCAGCACAUGGCUUACCCAUUUCCUCCAUAGCGUGCUUCCAGUCGGUCUAUAUAGCAAUCAACCAGAGGCUUUGGAUGAAGUCUUUGCAUUGCAGGCGCGGGAGCUGGCCACCCUUUUUUAUGAUGGAGUGGAGAUUGGAGGUCGGGUCUUUUACGUUGCUUGCGUAGGCGUCAAAGGCGAUGUCCCAUUCCUGACGAAGUGUGGUGGAUUCAUUCGAAGCUACACGAGAAAGCCAACAGCCAAAUCCAGUCGCAAGGCAGGCGUUGGAAUCUGCCACCUUUGCUGCGCAGGAAAGGAGGACUUCGAGUACCCAGUGCCAUUCGAAGAGCUGGGUGUGGAGCAUCCAAGCUGGCUUAGCACAGUUGGACUUGAAAAGCCCUACAGUUCAGACCCUCCAUAUGCCCUGGUUCCUUUCGAGCGUGAUGGGACGGAUGUGGGGAAGCUGUACCGCUUUGACAUUUUCCACAACCUUCAUCUUGGCCUUGGCAAAAGCUUUGUCUCCUCAGCUGUUUGCAUGGUCCUAGAGCUUUGUCAGGGUAUGUCCAUAGGCGCAGCUUUUGGCAAGCUUUCGGAAGACUUCCGAAGGUACUGCGUGCGGAACAGUGAGUCCCCAUAUCACAAGACCCUGAAAGCUUCAUUGUUCGGAGUACAUACUGGCUUUAAGGAGUGCCCUGAUGGUGCCUGGAGCAAAGGUGACUACACAAGGCUGCUCCUUGAGUGGUUUGGCGACUACUGCUCUCGCGAAGUGGGUGGACGAACUGAUGAUCCGGUUUACUUGCUAUGUGUUUCCAACCGGCAUUCUGUGUAUUUGUUCUUUGGUUUGUAA
Molecule: messenger RNA, 2361 nt
Organism: Durusdinium trenchii
Lineage: Eukaryota; Dinophyceae; Suessiales; Symbiodiniaceae
Source: the annotation of a GenBank genome assembly